Messenger RNA from Durusdinium trenchii, 1640 nucleotides. NCBI's taxonomy places the organism in Eukaryota, Dinophyceae, Suessiales, Symbiodiniaceae. The record is from the annotation of a GenBank genome assembly.
AUGGAUCAACUCAACGCUUAGACUGUCUUAGACCCAUGCCCAAAAGGAAAGCGGGUGAUCCGGAGGAGGCGCUGGAGUCCGCGAAAAAGAAAGACAAGAAGGACAAGAAGGAAAAGGAGGAGAAGAAGGAAAAGAAGGAAAAGAAAGACAAGAAGGACAAGAAGGACAAAAGAGCUGCGGCUGCGGCCAGUGCCUUUCUAGAAGAGGCUCCACCGACUCCAGUGGCUAUACUGCAGCCGUCGCCAUACAGGAUAGCUGAGGGCGAGGACGGAAAGGAAGAAGAGAUUGCAGCGCCAGAGAAGAAAGAUACCAAGAAGGAGACAAAGAGCGAAAGCAAGAAAGGCAAAGGAAACAAGCCAAAGUCCGCAAAAGAGCCCAGCAAGGGAGGCCAAAAGAUAGAACAGAAGGGACAGAAGGCACCUGAUAUAGAAAAGGAAGGCUCGCUGGACCAAGACAUGGUGGAAAGCAAAGCGCAAGAAGAUGAGCAACACAAAGCUCAUACCAUUCAGGCGGCUGAAGAUGCUGAGGAUGAGGAUUUUUGGAAGGGCUUGAACGAUGAGGGUGAGCAACCAAUCAGUUCAUUGGGAAGCAGUGGCAAGGCAGAUGGUGCCGUAUUUGUGACCAAGGAGCCGGAUGGCGAUGCUGAUCCAUCCUUGAAGCAACAGGAGGCCGAAGAAGCCCGUACUGAAACAGACCCUGGCCCCGAGCGUGUUCUGCAGCUGAGCCGUGAGGAGCAACAAACUUUGAUGACCAGCGGCCAGUUGCACUUGCAAUUACUAAAUCGCUGCUGCGAGGCAAAGGUCAAAAUCCAGGGCGAACAGCUGCAUUUCACUGCUGAGCAACCCUAUAUGGCAAGGACAGCUGAACUGGCUGCCAGGUGCCUCCUGGCGAGCAACCGUGAUGAGCCCGUCGAGCUUCGGGUCGUGCCAGAGGCAUCAGGUGCAGGUGUGGUGAAUCUUCCAGGAGCCGGACUUUUGCAGGUUCCCUCCACUGGAGGUGUGGAUCCGAAGGAGCUGCGGCGUUUUGGUGACGUGGUGGCAGCCUUCGUGCUGCCCAAGGAGCCCUUGAAGAAGCCACAACAACUGAGCGCGAUUCAAGAGGACCUCAGCCGACAGUUGGGUCUCGCCAUUGAUCAGGCAGUCGAGGUCCGCUACGGCGAAGAUUGGUUUCACGCAACUGUUGUGGGGUUCACCGACCAUGGUACCGUGAUGGCUGACUACUUCCGCAAAGAUGGGAGCCGGCCAGAAUUUAAAGGUGGCGAGAUAGAAGUUGCUGCGGCUGACAUCCGCGCAGCACAGACACCGCGGCCAGGCAUGGAGAUACAUGGAACACUUCUGCUCAUUGGGGACAAGAAGGCCAGAGAAUGUGCCAGGCAGCAUGCUGCUGCCCAAGCAGAGCGCAAAGCCAUAGCAGAAGGUGUGGCAAGCUCUUUGCGGGACAGGAACGAGCAGACUAUGACAGAGCAGCUCCUUGGUAUGCCAGAGGAUGGGGAAGUGCUGGAAGAGGAGAGUGACUGCACUAUAUGUGUGGUUGAACUACCCGCAGACAGUGCAACAGGAAGUGGGCUGCAGCGCCUGAAUCAGGCAGCGCAAGUUACGGAUGCGGCGCUGGAGGUGCUACCUGGAGGCAGGGCAGGAUGA